This is a messenger RNA of Adineta steineri, 1290 nucleotides long. NCBI's taxonomy places the organism in Eukaryota, Metazoa, Rotifera, Eurotatoria, Adinetida, Adinetidae. The record is from the annotation of a GenBank genome assembly.
AUGGAUAAUGAAAAUAAAAUAAUAAUUCUAACAUCAAAUAAAGAUUUAAUUAAUCAAUUAUCGGCAAAUAAAAUUCGAGAUACACAUACAAUUAAUUUCAAUUAUCUUAAUAAUUUAUCUCAACUUAAUUCAAAAAUUGAUAAAUUAUAUGAAAAACUUAUUAAUUCAUCAAUUAAAAAUUCAGAUAAAUUCAAUGAUCGUAUUUGUGUUAUUUGUGGUAAUGUUGCUAUUGGAUAUAAUUAUGAUGUACUUUCUUGUGCUUCAUGUAGAAUAUUUUUUUAUCGAAAUCAAAAUCAAAGAAACAAAUUAAAAUGUUUAUUACGUCAAGGUCAAUGUUCAAUAGAUUAUAAACAUGAUCAAAAAUGUCCACGAUGUCGAUUGGAUCGUUGUUUUCAAGUGGGAAUGAGAAAAGAUCUUAGAAUUAAUCAUCAACAAAAACGACAUAUUUCAUCAAAAUCUGUUUCACAACCAAUUCAUACAACUGAUAAUUUAAUGAUGGAUAUUGUUAAAGAAGAUGAUGUUAUUUUGAUUUGUGAUAAUAAAAAUGAAUUGUUAUCUGUUGAAGAUUUAUUAAUAAUUGAAAAUAUUCGUUCAUCAUUUGUAUUAAUAUUUCAAGAUCAUAAUAUUCAAUGUUCAUGUGUUGAUAUAUCAAAUCGUAUAUGUGCUCUUGUAUCUUGGUCACAAUUUGCAAGUCGAAAUAUAUUAGAUUCUAUUAAGUUUUUUCGUGAAAUAAAUCAAUUUGAGCAAUUAAAUAUUGAUGAUCGAUUUAUUUUAAUAAAAUAUAAUAUUUUUUUACUUUUUUUAAUAUUAAAAUGUUUUUAUUUUAAACGAUCAAAUGAUUGUUGUUCAUAUGAUAAUAAUCAAUUUGCAGAAAAACAUCGACAAUUCUUUAUAUUAUGUGGAGAUUCAUAUGGUAUACGUGAUAUGUUUGUUAAUUUAAUUCAUUCACUUGUUAAAAUAACUGAACAAGAUCCAAUAUUUUUAUCAUUUUUAUUAAUAAUUCUUUUAUUUAGUCAAGGUUUAUCAAUGAAUGAAAAUGAACCAAGUUUAAAAGAUUCAUUAAUUGUUAAUCAAUUUCAAUCUUAUUAUAUUGAAUUACUUUGGAAAUAUUUAAUUAAUAAACAAGGUGAAAUUAAAACUUGGAAAUGUUUUACUCAUUUAAUUACAAUUAUUAUUCGAAUUCAAUCAGUUGGAAAAAUAAUUCGAGAAUUUUUUCGUAUACAAUCAAUUACAUCAGACGUUAUGGAUCAAAUUGAACCACUUAUGCAUACUCUUUUACUUAUUCAAUAA